GUGCAUGAAGGGGAGGGAGACAGCCAUGUGGGCACAGUGAGAUUUGGGGGGUGGGGAGGGUGAAAGGAGGUGGAGAGAACGAGGUUUGGCAUACUUAAGACAAAGAGCAGGCAAACUGCAAGUGGAGUGGAAAUGAGCAGCUGAAGAAAAAUUUCUGUUUGCUUCAACUCCAACACAAGAAGAGUGAGAACUUGGCGUUGCAUGUUGGAGGAAAAAAAAAGGUGCGACCCUAUCAGUUUCACUGACAACUCUGGAUAGUGGCAAGAAGAAGCAGCAGGAGAGCAGAGCUGCAGGAAUUCAGCAUACCAGCACUCAAUAGAUAACACUCCAAACAGAGGGAAAGCUCUUUUAACGUCACACAACAAAGAAGGAGAAAAGCAAGUCCAUUUUUUGACAAGUCCAGAGCUGAAAGGACAGAGUACCAGGGCUUUGUAAAGUGUGAAGGGACAACGUGUGUGUGGAGGACUGCCUGGACAACAGUGGUCUCAAGAAAAGUAAAAUAAAAAGGCAGGAAUCUGGAGGAGGAACAGCAAGAGGUCCACAGGGCCAUACAGCACACUCUCAACAUGAGUGGUACUCUAGAGAAGGGGGCCCACCAUCAGGCCUUGGACCUUUCUGAGGAGCAAUUGCCUCAUCUCCACCACCAUUACACCAACCACCUCCACCAUCUCCACCACUCCAACUCUGUGGCCUCCACAGCUGCAGUGGGUGGUGAGAGAGAAACACCCUCCCGUGUGGUCGUACCUCCUCCAUAUUCGGCUGCAGAAGGCGGCGAUGAAGCUCCGCUGGAGCUCAGAGGCUCGCUGGACUGCUGGGCCUGCUCUGUGCUGGUGACGGCUCAGAACCUGGUGAUUGCUGCCAUUAAUGCCUGCCUGGCUGGGUUGGUGUUUGGCAGCAUCCUGACACCAGCCAUCGUCAUGGUGGUGUUUGGCUUCCUCUGCCACUCUACAGUAAGGAAGGUUAGACCUCAGGAGACGACACCUUAUUGCGCAGAUCUGCUGACUGAUGGUGGCUGUGUGGCUCUACUGGUGGUGGGCUUCCUUUUGUUGACCCCUCUACUGGUCCUGGCAUUGGCUGCGUACUGUCGCCUGGCCCGACAUCUCCAGUUGGGCCUGUGUUUUAUCCCCUACAGUCGUGCUGUGUACAAAAACUUGCCUGCCUCACAGCACCGUGGCCUUGGCGCUGGCUGCUGUGGAGGAAGAGAAGGUGGCGAUAUCAAUGGGAAGGCAAAGGUGUGGGUGUGAGAUGGCAGGAAGGUAAAAAUAAUCAAGAUUAAAUACAAUGUAUGCAGGGAUCAGGCUGAAAGAUAAGGUGGAGAUAAUCAAAAUUACACCAGCAUGCCUGGUAAGUUAGGGAAUGUCAUAUAUAGCUUAGUAAAUACCCAGUAAAUCUAUAGUUUUAAGUAAUAUUUACAGACCAACUAGAAUUAGAAUUUGAGUGGUUUAAAGUCAAGAGUUAAAAAAGGCAAUUUUCUUUCUUCAAAUAAAAAAUAAUCAUGAAUAUAACAUGAUUUCUAUUAGACUAAACAAAUAGUUAAACUAAAAAAACACCUCACUGGUGAUUUUAUUAACACUAUGAAUAAUGUAUCCUUACAUUUAUUUUGUACCAAAACAAUUAUGUAGAGCUCUUUGUGUAAAACAAACUGUGAAUGAUAUUUCUUUUCUUUUUUUAAGUUUUACAAAUACAAAUCCCUUUGUAUAAUUAAUGUUUUAAACUUUUAUUUUAUUUUUUUAUUUUUUUAUUUUAUACACCGACAAGCCAACACCAUUUUGGCUUGUACAGUGUCUAUAUCCGUUAUUAUGAAGUUCGGGAUUUAAAAUUUGAUCGAUGAUUUAAUCGGGGUACUAUUCUGUUCUGGAUAUAAUAUAGUUGACUGAAUAGUGAUUUCCGCAAGAUUUUUCACCUUCCGUUUAAUUUACUUUUUUGCCACCUAGUGGAUAACCAUAACCAUUGCACUUCGCAGUAUUCUGUGGACAUUGAAUUUGUAGGAGUGUUGUUAUUUUUACAAUAUUCUAUUUAACAUGUCUUUGAAAACAGAACCUCUCUUUAACACAACAUUUAGGAUCUUUAUUUUUUUUUUAGUUUUGACCUGGAAUUUGUUCGAACCUAUGCGAGCAUGGAAAUAAUGUGCUAUCGGACCUCCGAAUCGACGAUAGAUCCCCAAUGCAGCACACGGUGAAACAGAUUACUGCAUUCAACAGUUUUAUUAACAACAAUUUGGGAAAGCAAUUCACACAGUGUUCGUGGGUGACCACAAUAUUAUUCGGGAGAUGUUUGCAAACACAUUACUAUUUACAUAAAUUGUCCAGAGAGGGAAGGCGGUUAAAGAUCAUGUUCUUGGUGGAGUAGGCUCCAGAGAGCAGAUUGGUCAUAUUUGGUUAAAAAUAAAAUAAAUAAAUAAAAGUAAAACGUAUGGCAGUUAGGUCAACAUACAAGGAUAUUAAAACAUGUAUAGCGGUUAUUUUUAUUUGAAAUAAACUAAAUGUUAAAGUUA
Molecule: messenger RNA, 2494 nt
Organism: Cynoglossus semilaevis (tongue sole)
Lineage: Eukaryota; Metazoa; Chordata; Actinopteri; Pleuronectiformes; Cynoglossidae
Gene: tmem88b
Product: transmembrane protein 88 b
Exons: 3
Coding region: 567-1244 (225 amino acids)
Cellular component (GO): plasma membrane
Molecular function (GO): PDZ domain binding
Source: RefSeq, a predicted model, not a curated record